Lepisosteus oculatus (spotted gar) is the source of this 11067-nucleotide messenger RNA. RefSeq names its product disco-interacting protein 2 homolog Ba (gene dip2ba). Lineage: Eukaryota; Metazoa; Chordata; Actinopteri; Semionotiformes; Lepisosteidae. The record is from RefSeq and is a predicted model, not a curated record.
CGUGAUGGUUAGUUCCUCAGCCAGGCACACAGCAGGUAGUAGCAUUGUAUAGGACACACCACCAACAGGGUGUCCUGUGAAAUUGUGUUGUAUUGUCUUUAUACAUGAGUGACGCUGUCCCGGGGAUGUCCACAGUGGGUGAGUGAGACGUCGUAUCUGACACACCCACAGGAGGGAGUGACACUGUAUUGCGCACACCUUUAGGUGGGUCACACGUCAACAAAAAGGGCAUGUCCGAUUUAGUGACACGAUUGCUUCGUUUUGCAGGUUGAAAUGUUUCUGCUUCUGAACCCGGCAAUAAUGACGCAUCCUAUUUCGCCUUUUAAGAACUGAAAACAAUUGUACACAUCCCUCUCAAAUAGAAAGCUGAAAUCUCAGUUGCAGCAACAACCAGAGGACAAGGACCAGGACUGCUUUGGCCAAGUCCUUUCACGUAAGGCUGUGGUCAUGGUCGUCAGGGGCGAUAAACCUGCAAGCUGGGCAGAGGAGGUGACGGAAGUCUGUUUCAUUCGCCGGUUCAGCCACGCACCGAGAGGGUUUAUUCCUUCAACCGGCGGGAGGCGACGUGGGGUCGCGUCGUGCGGUUCCUAUUAUUUGGGCCGUGGGGUGAAGAGAAUGGGGAUGGAGAGAAAGCGCGCUGAACCCCCCGGGGCCGCCAGGGGGCAGCACCGGGCGGCCGGGCAGGCGGCGGUCACGUGACGGGAAUCGCUGGCGAGUUGCUCUCUCAGUAUGGCGGAGCGAGACUAGGUGCACGGAUGGCUUUUAAUUCCCGUUCCGCGUCGUGAAGAAAGGACUUCUGUCAUCAUUUUUUUUUCCUAUCGUGUUUUGUUUUGUUUUUUUGCCGUGUUCAAUUAUUGUUUGUGACGGGCGCGAGUGUUGUCGGUAUCCGUGGAAGGGGGAUGGCGGACCGCGGUGUGGAUCUCUCGGCUCUGCCCAAAGACGUGAAGGACCAGCUGGCCGAACUGGACCUGGAGCUGUCGGAAGGUGACAUCACGCAGAAGGGCUACGAGAAGAAGAGGGCCAAGCUGCUGGCACCCUACAUCCCUCAGACACCUGGGGUGGAGCCGGGCCUGCAGAGCGACCAGCGGAACCAGGGGCCCAGUCCGGCGCCGGCCUCGUCUUCGAGGUACCACCGCUCACGCUCGGGGGGCACCAGGGAUGACCGCUACCGGUCAGACAUCCACACAGAAGCAGUUCAGGCAGCGCUGGCCAAGCACAAGGAGCAGAAGAUGGCACUGCCCAUGCCCACCAAGCGGCGUUCCACGUUCGUUCAGUCCCCCGUCGACACCUGCACCCCCCCAGACACCUCCUCGGCGUCGGAAGACGAGGGCUCCUUGCGCAGGCAGGCGGCUCUCGCAGCGGCGCUGACCCAGGGCCUGCAGAACGCGGACUGCUGGAUCAACCGCUCGGUCCAGGGCUCCAGCACCUCCUCGUCCGCCUCCUCCACGCUGUCCCACGGCGAGACCAAGACGCAGGGCGCUGCGCUGGCCGACGUGCUGGCUCACACACGCCUGGACAACGCCAGCGCCCCCCCGGACGUCACCUCCUCCUCCUCUGCAGCCCCGGAGCGGUCGUCCCGCGUGGACCUGCCCCCUGCGGUGGCCGUCAGGGGCAUGAGCCGGGGCCAGAGCCGCUCCAGCAUGAUGGACACAGCUGACGGCGUCCCAGUGAGCAGCCGGGUGUCCACCAAGAUCCAGCAGCUCCUCAACACGCUGAAACGGCCCAAGAGACCCCCGCUGAAGGAGUUCUUCGUGGACGACUUUGAGGAGAUCGUGGAGGUGCCGCAGCCCGACCCCAAUCAGCCCAAGCCGGAGGGCCGGCAGAUUAUCCCGGUGAAGGGGGAGCCCCUGGGUGUGGUCAGCAACUGGCCUCCUGCCCUGCAGGCGGCGCUGCAGCGCUGGGGAACCACACAGCCCAAAAGCCCCGCCCUGACUGCCCUGGAUGUCACUGGCAAGCCCCUCUACACACUGACCUACGGGAAGCUGUGGACCCGGAGCCUGAAGCUGGCCUACACCCUCCUCAACAAGCUGGGCACCAAGAACGAGCCCGUCCUCAAACCGGGCGACAGGGUGGCGCUGGUGUACCCCAACAGCGACCCUGGGAUGUUCAUGGUUGCAUUCUAUGGCUGUCUGCUGGCAGAAGUCAUACCUGUGCCCAUAGAGGUCCCUCUGUCACGGAAGGAUGCAGGCAGCCAGCAGAUUGGCUUCCUCCUUGGCAGCUGUGGGGUGAACCUGGCGCUGACCAGCGAGGUCUGCCUCAAGGGGCUGCCCAAGACGCAGAACGGCGAGAUUGUGCAGUUCAAAGGUUGGCCGCGGCUGAAGUGGGUGGUCACCGACUCCAAGUACUUGACCAAGCCGUCCAAAGACUGGCAGCCGCACAUCCCCACGGCCAACACCGACCCCGCCUACAUCGAGUACAAAGCCAGCAAGGAGGGGAGCGUGAUGGGGGUGGCGGUGUCCCGGAUCGCCAUGCUGACGCACUGCCAGGCCCUCACCCAGGCCUGCAACUACUCCGAAGGAGAAACGUUGGUCAAUGUCUUGGACUUCAAGAAGGACAUGGGCUUGUGGCAUGCUGUGCUCACUAGUGUCAUGAACAGGAUCCACACUGUGGGUGUCCCCUACGCCGUCAUGAAGGCCUGCCCGCUCUCCUGGGUCCAGAGAGUCCACUCCCACAAGGCCCGUGUCGCUCUGGUGAAGUGCAGAGACCUACACUGGGCCAUGAUGGCCCACCGGGACCAGAGAGACACCAGCCUGUCUUCGCUGCGCAUGCUCAUCGUGGCGGACGGAGCCAAUCCCUGGUCGGUGUCGUCCUGCGACGCCUUCCUCAACGUCUUCCAGAGCCAGGGCCUGAAGCCGGAGGUCAUCUGCCCCUGUGCGUCCUCCCCCGAGGCGCUCACCGUCGCCAUCCGCAGGCCAGGUGUCCCUGGGGCUCCGCUCCCGGCGCGAGCCAUCCUGUCAAUGAGCGGGCUGAGCUACAGUGUGAUCCGGGUCAACACCGAGGACAAGAACUCGGCCCUGACGGUGCAGGACGUGGGUCAUGUCAUGCCGGGCGCUCUCAUGUGCAUCGUGAAACCAGACGGCCCGCCGCAGCUGUGCAAGACGGAUGAGAUCGGGGAGAUCUGCGUCAACUCGCGUGCCGGGGGCACCAUGUACUACGGCCUGCCUGGCGUCACCAAAAACACCUUUGAGGUGAUUCCCGUCAACUCCAGUGGCGCUCCAGUUGGAGAUAUCCCUUUUGUCCGCUCAGGGCUGCUGGGCUUCGUGGGGCCGGGCAGCCUGGUGUUCGUGGUGGGCAGGAUGGAGGGGCUGCUGAUGGUGAGCGGCCGCCGUCACAAUGCAGAUGACCUUGUCGCCACGGCGCUGGCGGUGGAGCCAGUGAAGACCGUGUACCGGGGGAGGAUCGUGGUGUUCGGCGUGACGGUGUUCUACGACGAGCGGAUUGUGGUCGUGGCCGAGCAGCGCCCCGACGCCAGCGAGGAGGACAGCUUCCAGUGGAUGAGCCGCGUCCUGCAGGCCAUAGACAGCAUACACCAAGUGGGCCUGUACUGCCUGGCGUUGGUGCCCGCCAACACGCUUCCCAAGACGCCCCUGGGUGGCAUCCACGUCUCCGAGACCAAGCAGCACUUCCUGGAUGGCACGCUGCACCCCUGUAACAUUCUGAUGUGCCCCCAUACUUGCGUCACCAACCUCCCCAAACCACGACAGAAACAGCCAGCGGGUGUGGGGCCGGCCUCCGUCAUGCUGGGGAAUCUGGUUGCCGGGAAGCGGGUAGCACAGGCGGCCGGGCGGGACCUGGGGCUGAUCGAGGACCAGGACCUCGUGAGGAAGCUGUGUAUGUGGCCGACACUGAUGCACCAGUACCUCUCGGAGGCUUUGCAGUGGAGAGCUCACACUGAUCCCGACCACAUUCUCUUUGUGCUCCUCAACGCCAAGGGAGCGGCGGUCAGUACGGCCACCUGUGUCCAGCUGCACAAGCGCGCGGAGAAGAUCGCGGCGGCCCUGAUGGAGAGGGGCAGCAUCAACACUGGAGACAACGUGGUGCUGCUGUACCCUCCUGGCAUCGACCUCAUCGCCUCCUUCUAUGGCUGCUUGUACGCCGGCUGUAUCCCGGUGACGGUGCGCCCACCCCACCCCCAGAACCUGGCCGCCACCCUGCCGACCGUGCGCAUGAUCAUCGACGUCAGCAAGGCCGCCUGCAUCUUGACCACCCAGGUCCUGAUGAAGACCCUGCGAUCCAAGGAAGCUGCCGCUGCCGUGAACAUCAAGACCUGGCCCACGAUCAUCGACACAGACGAUCUUCCCCGGCGACGCCCGCCCCAGAUUUACAGACCCCCCACAGCCGAGAUGAUGGCCUACCUGGACUUCAGCGUGUCUACCACCGGCAUGCUGACUGGAGUCAAGAUCUCCCACGCUGCGGUCAGUGCGCUGUGCCGUUCCAUCAAGCUGCAGUGCGAGCUGUACUCCUCGCGGCAGAUCGCCAUCUGUCUGGACCCCUACUGCGGCCUGGGCUUCGUGCUCUGGUGCCUGUGCAGUGUCUACGCGGGACACCAGUCCAUCCUUAUCCCCCCGAUGGAGCUGGAGGGGAACCUGGCGCUGUGGCUCUCCACGCUCAGCCAGCACCGCAUCCGGGACACCUUCUGCUCCUAUUCCGUCAUGGAGAUGUGCACGAAGGGCCUGGGCACCCAGACGGAGUCUCUGAAGGCCCGGGGGGUGAACCUCUCCUGUGUGCGGAGCUGCGUGGUUGUGGCCGAGGAGCGCCCCCGCCUGGUGCUGAGCCAGUCCUUCUCCAAGCUCUUCAAGGACCUGGGCCUGUCUCCCCGCGCCGUCAGCACCUCCUUCGGGUCCCGGGUCAACCUGGCCAUCUGCCUGCAGGGCACGACUGGGCCGGACCCCUCCACUGUGUAUGUGGAUAUGAAGUCACUGAGGCAUGACAGGGUCCGUCUGGUGGAGAGGGGAGCCCCUCAGAGCCUGCCCCUCACAGAGUCUGGGACGAUCCUGCCUGGCGUGAGGGUGGUGAUCGUGAACACGGAGACCCGCGGCCCGGUGGGGGAUUCCCACCUGGGGGAGAUCUGGGUGAACAGCCCCCACAGCGCCAGUGGUUACUACACGAUCUACGGGGAUGAGAGCCUGCAGGCUGACCACUUCAACACCAGGCUGAGUUUCGGGGACACCCAGACACUGUGGGCGCGCACAGGGUACCUGGGCUUCGUCAGGAGGACCGAGCUGCUGGAUGCCAGUGGAGAUCGCCACGAUGCGCUCUUUGUGGUGGGCUCUCUGGAUGAGACACUGGAACUGCGUGGGCUGAGGUACCACCCCAUUGACAUCGAGACCUCUGUGUCCCGCGCUCACCGCAGCAUCGCCGAGAGUGCGGUGUUCACCUGGACCAAUCUGCUGGUGGUGGUGUCGGAGCUGUGUGGCUCGGAGCAGGAGGCGCUGGACCUGGUGCCGCUGGUGACCAACGUGGUCCUGGAGGAGCACCACCUGAUCGUGGGCGUGGUGGUGGUGGUCGACCCGGGCGUCAUCCCCAUCAACUCCCGUGGGGAGAAGCAGCGCAUGCACCUGCGAGACAGCUUCUUGGCCGACCAGCUCGACCCCAUCUACGUGGCCUACAACAUGUAGAGCACCCCCACCCCAUCACCAGCCACUGAAGCACUGCAGCUGGGUGUACCUGUACACACCUGGGUACACCUGUACUUACCUUGGCACACCCGGGUAUACCUGGACAUACUCUGGCACACCUGGGUACACUUGGAAGACCCUGGAUCCCGUCUGCUGCACCUCAGUUUGGUGCACCAGAUUCUGGGACUUACUCCUGAAGACUUUGGCUGGGGAGGGAAUUCUUGGGUUUGGAGCUAGGAGCAUCCAAGAGGAAGGGAAGCAUCUCGGAUUAUUUGGCACAGGCUAUCUUUGGCAGUUGAUCUUCUUGAUAUCCCACUUCCUUCCCGAGUCUCCUCCUCUCCUUCCCAGAGACAGGAUUUUAUUUGUUUUUUUUUAUAUUUUAAAAUUUAACUUAAUUUUUUUUUGUAUACGUGUAUAUAAAUAAUUAUGACUUUCCCUGCUUGACCUCUUUUCCUCCAGCCCCAUGUUCUUCUGGGGUCCGAAGGGGGGAUUGCUAGGGCUUUAGGGGUGUUGUGCACCCUGUGUGGGACCUCUCAGAUGUUUCUGUGGAGACUGGGGAGCUGGAGGAGUCCCCUGACACAGCCAUGGGGCUGCCUGCCGCCCAUGGAGAAGGGCUUCACUGUCCACAACUGCACAAGGAGGAGCAUUGGUUUGGGACAGACAGGAAAUGCGAUUAUAGUUUCAAAAUCUGAGAUCUUGUCUUGGAGUUCCUGUUGCCCUCCUUCAGCUGUCAGCGUUGUAUUUCAUCUCCCCAAACCCAGCUGUGACCGGAGGGCUGGUCAAGGGCUCUUUCCACGGUCGUCGUCCUGGCCGUAUAUUUACCAUCAGUCCGCUCGGUCUGCCAUGGGGCGAUUGCUGUGAGUCUGUCGCCAGACAGCGGUGGCGGCCGGCGCUUUUCAGAACGGGAUCCCGCCGCCCGGGGAUUCUGGCCUCUCCCCAGAGAGAGGCUCCGACACCAGUCGGUUUAAAUGAUACGCCCCUCCUGCUGGAGGUAAGGAUGCAGGGCGCUGCAGUGAUGAACUCUGUCCUCCUCCUCUUAGUUCACACCAGUUCGGCCUUGUUAUCCCCAUCCCUGCCAGUCUGUGUCCAUGGUGCAGGGGGGCGGGAUGGCACUGGAAUUGAAUGGCAACCCUCCCCCCCCUCCACUCUAUGCCAGUAUUGAGACCACUCUCAUUCACAGUGCCCCCACUGGCCUGACAGUGUACACGCACUGGCUACACCUGCUACCUAAACUGAGAUUUAUUUUUUUUUAUUAUUUUUACUUUGCAAAACUCCGAUGAUGUAUUCUGUUUGAGUACUGGUGCAAAUAAAUCACAUGCGGCGUCCACACGUAUACAGAUCUGUACGUAUAUGUGAGACUGUGCACGUGUGUAGAUGUGCAUGCGGUGUUAAGUGAGGAAAUCCGAAAAUCUCAUUUCAAGACAUGGGACAACUUGUUGCCUUACAAACCUGUGGAACUUUUUUUUUAUUGACAUUUCAUGUUACAGUGUGUUUCUGACCAAUUGGAGGAGAUGGAGGUCAGACAAAUUGUGAGGGGGUCAGGGGUCAAGGGUCAGACUGGCCUGAGCUGUGGCUCCUGUGUCAUGUUACAGGACUGAUUUAUUUUUUCCCAUGUUCAUUUUAAAUUUAGUUUUUUUUUAACUUGACUCUGGACUGGUAUCACUGUUCGUACUCGAUAGUCACUGUUUGAAUCUCUUAUUUAAAGGCCAGAACCUCAUCUUUCAUUACAGAGAUAAAUUAUAUUAAAACUUUAUUUUAUAGAGAUAACUGUACAGUUUUAACUAGAGACUUUGACGGAGAAUAUGGCUCUUUUCACAUUUUUGUUCUGUAAAAACAAAUCCAAGAUUAAUAUUAAUAAAGCUCUGAUAUAAUUGGCUGUUUCAUUUCACCUAAGAGCUUAAAACAGACAUUUUCUGUUGUAAUAAGUAUUUCAUUUUGUUUAUUGUUCUUUUAAUUAUAGGAAAUGGACUAUUUUUAUUUUUCAGGGACAACCUCCUGCCGUUCAGAUAAAUCUGCAGGAUGGGUUUUAUUUUUAGGUGCUAUAAGUAAUUGUUUUCUCCGUACCGGCAAGAACGGAUAAAAGCACUGAAACCUCAAAGGAGCAGGGCGGGCUCGAACCAUUCUCACAAGCCCCACUGAUCCCCGCUCUUCUACGCUGAAAACUGCGGUGUUGUUUCCCUUCUCCACUGGUGCUUCCCUCUGUUCAUUCCGAGUCUCCUGCCGUGGAGAAGCCCCAGGCCUGCUUCCUGAUGGCAGCGUUCCUGUGCUUGGAGUUGGGAGUCUCCGUCAAAUCGGAGUGCACUUCUCCAGAUGAUGCCCUCGGACUUGACCUAACUCUUGGGGAGUUUAGAUCUGCCCAGGUCUGGCUCUCAUAGGAGGUGCUACAUGUAGGAUGACCCCUGCUCUUUUAUUAGCUAGAAUGAGGGCUGGAGAACAAAAGCUUAUUUUUAUUUCACAGGGAGUAAGUGAAGACCUAAAAGAAGUCCCAAGUCCGCUUGCUGGGACCCCAGUGCCUUCAGACCUCCACUACAAAUGGACUGUCAUCAGUGUAAUUCAGCAAAAUAAUUUGCGGGCUUAAACUUGACACACUUUCAACUGCUGAGAAUUUCAGUUGGCACUUAACUCCAAAUCCACUUAGUUAUCUUUCAUCUCUUCACACUUGAAAACGGGUUAGGGGGCCUAAUUUUCAAAUUAUGUAUUCACUUAAGGAGACCAAUUAAGUAACUGGAUGGAGAUUAGAAGCACAUGGUAACGCUUGCGUGCUCUCUGGCCCUGAUGCUUGUGGGAUGGACUGUUAGAGCUGCCCUGGGUGUGUGUGCACUGUGGGGUUUGAUACAGUCUGGCAGCAUCCUUGUGGCCUUUUAGAGUCUCUUAGUUUUGAGAUGACGUAAAAUGGUUAGUCAUUUCCUUAUAUGAGACUGGAGUUCUGGCCAAGUCUUAAGUUUUCAACUUUGGGAAACCUGUAUGGAGUCUCACUGCUGCUGCCCUGGGUCUGAGCUUAUGGGCUGUUUUCCUCCUAAAGGUCCAGCUAGAAUUCUGAUCGCUUAUUUAAACACAGGUGGAAUCCCAUUUCAUUUUUUUUUGCUGGACUUCCAGUUUUUGGUUAGCAGAUUGGGACGGUACAGUGCUAUGAACACAUUACUGCAGUGACGACGCUCCCUUAAAGUCCGGGCGGUGGAGAAGUCUGCUGCUGUGGAGGAGCCAGGCCCCUGCGGCAUCACAGUUCACCGCUGUCUAGCAAGAGGCGCCAUGGGGCUUGAAUCCCACACUAGAGUGCCAGCACCUUCCAGAAGGGGCAGGGCCUGGUGGAGCCACAGUGGUCAGGUGACAAGGUGUGGCCAAGUAGGAAUCGGUCAGAAGAAUUGGGAACCAAGGUUCCUUCCUGUGGCCCCUUGAGCAUCACCAUUGGCCCCCGCCAUGGUCGGUACGGGCCUGCCCAGCGCUUUUCAGGCCCCACCGCUGCCCCACCCUUGCAGAAACAUUGUGGAGGAGAGCUUGCUUGUUCCUGUUUAUCCCUGCAGUCGGAUUUUCCUGUUGUGACAGCCCCUCAACUGCCGGCCAGAGGACCUCUGCCCUCCCUUGUGAUUAGCUUAACUGCGCCACUGUAUGCUCUGCAUAGUCAAGAAAGCUGUCUGGAGCCGAGAUUCUUCUUGACCAGCAUCACUUGCCCCAGACUUCCAUUCCCUGUUUUUUGGGGGUGGUCUUGAGUCCUCUUUUAAUCUAACUCCCUCACGUCCCAGAUAGACUGGAAUACUAUGGUGUCCUCUUUCUCCUGUUCCUUUACAUAGCUUGCACAGUGACCUCUGUGAACCCUGACCUCUGACACCAUCACAGGGUGCUCCUACAUCAUUAGGGAUGCGUCUGUACAGUUAAUCUAAAAAUGUAACACGGGGGUUUGUAAAUGUUUUCAUUUGUUUCAUAUAGGUAUUGAGAAUGUUUAAUUAUAAUAAUGAAGAUAAUUCUGUUUUUUUUUAGUGGCAACUGAAACAAUGUUGGCUCAUGGGUUUUUCUGAUGGCUUUGUAGAAUAAUACUGAGAUUAUAAAAAAAAGGUCUUGUUUUGUUGUUUUUUAAUCUGUGUUCUCUGUGUGUAUACGUGGGUCUUGUAAUAUAGUCACUGUAUAAUAAGAAGAUUUGAAGAUAUAUGUUUAAAAAGACAGGCAUUUAAUUUAAUGUUUGGUGAUCAAUAGGACUGCAGUCCUAGAAAAUGGAUCAUUUAUGGAUCUGGAGCCAGAUUUAUCUUUUUCAUCAUACAGACCCAUUUCUUCUGUAGGCACUGCCUUCAACCUUAUUCUCUGGGACUGUGGCUACUGAGUUCAGUCUGGACUAGAAUUAUGUUCUCCAUCUGUAUCUUUGAAGAGCUAGUGGCAUGGUUAUUUGGUACCAUUGUGAUGGUGUUCAUAUGGACUCAUUGAAUGUUAAACACAACCUUUGUUCUGAGGUGAUGCAAAACACUGAGCACAAAAUGGAGGAGGCACAAACAGCCACUGUCUGGACUGUUCAGCUUGUGUAGCAGCAGGCAGGGCCAGAUGCAGACGCUCAGGCAGGAAGGCUGAUGUUUAAAUUAUGACCUGAAACACUGGGGACGCUGGACAGUUCUGCUGUGUUUGGGGUUGUUCGGGUGGGAGUGUGUGUGUGUGCGCGCAAAGUCUAAAAAGGCAGUUUCUACAUUGAUAGGAACACUGUAGAGCAGGGCUUUGCAUUACUAGAGGGCCAGUGUUGGAACAGCUGUUAAUUUGAUCUAAUAAAGCCAAUAACGACCGGAUCUACAGUUCUUCAGCGGAGCAGAAUCACUGUCCCUCCAGGACUGCACAGCCCUGCUGUGUUGAUCACCUGUGGUUCUGCAGCACACUUCAAACACAAGGUCAAUUGGAAACAGUGGCAGGGUUUGUGAUUAUAAAACAUCUGUAUGGUCUACAAAACAAUCUGGAACCUGGCUUCCUUUCUCAUCGCAAAUGCACAAGCCUGGUGUAGUCAAAUGGCAAUAUUUCCUGUUUUACUGGUGGUUUUGUGGACUUGCCGGUGAAUCCACUCUCGUUUGUUCUUGUGAAUGCAGCUUCAACGACUAUGCAAUAACUGCAGAUUCUCUCACCGAGUCUUCGCACAGGGGGAGGAUGUAGCUUCAGCAGACGAAAAAAUAAAUUGUUUAUCAGUAACAAAUCUGUUUGUCUAGACGAGCUAUUUAAAUUGCAUGUCACGUCUGCCAGAAAGCACGUAUAUUCUCAUUGCCGUUCAUGGUCUUAGUUAAGCAUUCUUGCUAUGCUACAUGUAAACAGUUCUUGUUGGUAACCCUUCUGAUUUAUUAAUGUGUUGAAAUCGCAUUUAAGUCUCGUUGGCAUUUUUAGAAACCGUUUCUUUUCCUCCCUUCUUUUUUUCCCAAUUUGUACAUCCGUGAUAAUUACUGUUUUCUAUCUCGAUCACAUAAAUAAAAUAAAAAGGCUUUAUUUUGCA